AUGAAGGGGUCCUCACUUGUUCUGUCCAGCACUCUUCUGAGUUGCGCCAAAGCUCUUCAACUCCAUAAACGCCACAAUCCAUCGAUCGUCUCGGUCAACCUUGAGAAGCGAACGAAAGAUGUCUUCCCCGGCCACGAGAAGAGAGGCAACGAUGAAAUUGUCGAGAUGAAGGUGGACCAGCAAGGCGUCCUCUACUGGGCUAAUUUUACCAUUGGAAACCCUCUCCAAAGACUCUCAGCUGAAAUCGACACUGGGAGCUCCGACUCAAUCGUCCUCACUAAUCAGAUUGAGACUUGUGAGAAAAAAAGACUGCAAUGCACCUUCGGCGUUGGUCUCUACACCCGAGAACACGCUGAGAUAAAGUAUCCUAAUCUGCUUUACGCUCUGGGUGAGGCAGAAGAGAUCAACACUCCGGCAUUCAGCUUGUGGCUCGACAACGAGACGCAUGGGGAGUUCCUGUUUGGUGGCGUCAACAAAGCCAAGUACAUAGGCCCCCUGGUCAGCUAUCUCACAGCUCUGGUGGUCAUGACAGGCUUCGGGACAACUUCUGAUGGAAAGACUUCAGAUCUUGACUUUGAACCGCGGCCAAUUGACCUCAACAUGAUCUUGCAUCUGAUCAAGAACAUGAAGAUCUCCAUCGAUGAGAAGUUGGAUGCUGUAGCGCGUUGCGAAACAAGCUCCAAGGAAACCCUGGAUUUCACAUUUGGCGACUUGACUAUCAAAGUGCCAUUCGCAAACCUUUUCGGUCCCACCAACGUAAAAGCCGGUGUUGACGGUGUUGCAUAUUGUCAAGUCGUCUAUUAUGACGACACCACCAACAUUAUGCUUCGUGACGAUUUCCUCCGAGGUGCCUAUGUUAUUUACGGCUGGGCAAAUAUGGAAAUAUCCCUCGCUCAAUAUAAUUCUGAAGAGGCCGAAGACGACAUACUUGAGAUUAUACGAGAUGUGCCUGGCGCUUCUGCCGCCACUGGCGUCCCUAGAAGGUAUUUGAAGUACGAUCAGCCUGCAGAGUCUGCGGGUACUGCAAUCCCGAAAGAGCUACCGACAGUUACUGUAACCCCUAUUAGCACAGCGACUGGGUCGGUUACAAGUUCGGCGGUACCUUUAUCUACUGCGGCAGAGGCUGGAGAUGUUGAAGACAAUGGAGCGGCGGGUAGUCUGCUGGCAAACUUGAUGUACAUGAUGCUGAUUGCAUUUGUCUUCAACAUUGUAAUCCACGCAUAG
Molecule: messenger RNA, 1224 nt
Organism: Fusarium oxysporum Fo47
Lineage: Eukaryota; Fungi; Ascomycota; Sordariomycetes; Hypocreales; Nectriaceae
Product: aspartic peptidase domain-containing protein
Exons: 4
Coding region: 1-1224 (407 amino acids)
Source: RefSeq, a predicted model, not a curated record